AUGGAGCAGUGUGAAAAUGUUGCGGAGCUGAUUGGGGCUACAGCUCCGAUUCGAGUGGAUAUACGACGGUUCAGCAAGGGAUCUCCUUUCGCGCUCUUUGACAUUAACAUGAAGCCGAAUUUGACUGGCCCCGGGCGUCCCGGGCGCGAAGAUCGAGCAAGUUUGACUGCUCUGGCAGCGGCAGCUCUUGGCUGGGACUAUGGGACUUUGCUGGAGAAUAUUCUACGGACGGCUCAGCCUUUCGAUGUCUUUCGCAGUUAUUGCAGUCCUUUAAAAUAG
Aspergillus niger is the source of this 279-nucleotide messenger RNA. RefSeq lists its product as uncharacterized. The record is from RefSeq and is a predicted model, not a curated record. The transcript has 2 exons. Lineage: Eukaryota; Fungi; Ascomycota; Eurotiomycetes; Eurotiales; Aspergillaceae. The coding region runs from base 1 to 279 and encodes 92 amino acids.